UGCGACAUAUAUAUAAAGGAACCAUUUAGGGUUUUUUGAUUACUCCUUGAGCGCAGUCGCCAGCCGGAACAAAACCGAAGAAGAACACAUCUCAGUGUAAAGGGAGGAAGAAGAUCUCUUCGCCGUCGCAGUCAUGGGUCGAAUGCACAGUAGAGGUAAGGGUAUCUCGGCAUCUGCUUUGCCGUACAAGCGUGCACCCCCGAGCUGGCUCAAGACUACCCCUACGGAUGUUGAUGAGUCGAUUUGCAAGUUUGCAAAGAAGGGUUUGACCCCGUCACAGAUUGGUGUCAUUCUUCGUGACUCUCACGGUAUUCCACAAGUGAAAAGUGUUACCGGAAGCAAGAUUUUGAGAAUCUUGAAAGCUCAUGGUCUUGCACCUGAGAUCCCUGAGGAUCUGUACCACCUGAUCAAGAAGGCUGUUGCUAUCCGCAAGCACCUUGAGAGGAACAGGAAAGACAAGGACUCUAAAUUUAGGUUGAUUCUUGUGGAGAGCAGAAUUCACCGUCUUGCUCGUUACUACAAGAAGACCAAGAAGCUCCCACCCGUCUGGAAGUACGAGUCUACUACUGCAAGUACUCUUGUGGCUUAAGAAAGAACAGGGUUGAUCAAGUCCUCCAAGAACGACCAUUUCAUUGUCUGCAUUUCAUCUAAAAGUUCUUUACCUUUGGACCUAUGGAUCUGUUUUCACUAGUUUUGAUGGGUUACAACUUGAUAUGAGAUUUUGAAUUUAGGAAACGAAUUUGUUUAUGCUUAAUCUUUCAGACUUGUUAAUGUCAGUUAUCGUUUCUCAAUGAGUUUUAUUUUACAGCU
Camelina sativa (false flax) is the source of this 810-nucleotide messenger RNA. Its product is annotated as small ribosomal subunit protein uS15z. Gene Ontology annotation, biological process: translation. Lineage: Eukaryota; Viridiplantae; Streptophyta; Magnoliopsida; Brassicales; Brassicaceae. Gene Ontology annotation, molecular function: small ribosomal subunit rRNA binding; structural constituent of ribosome. Gene Ontology annotation, cellular component: nucleolus; ribosome; cytosolic small ribosomal subunit. The record is from RefSeq and is a predicted model, not a curated record.